AUGGGAGUUGGCUGCAAAGAAGUGUCUGCAAUCACAAAUCCUGUUGAACAUGAAGUCACAAAUUACCGUGUCGCAGCAUCUCAGUUUUGUGCCGUUGGUACCUUGUGUAUAAUAAUUUUUACAAAUGGCUCAAGUUUUGGCCUGAUAACAGUAUUACUUGCAGAACUAAGCAAAGAAGACUCGGAAAUCAAAGUUUCUUUGGAAGAAUUAUCAUGGAUUGGCAGCUUGAAUUACUUGCUGAUACCGGUCGGCAAUCUAUUGAGCGGCUUAGCCGGGGAUUACCUUGGCAGGCACACGACCCUCGCUCUCUUGGCGACCCCAUACCUGGUCGCGUGGGUCUCUUGUCGCUCGGCGUGGAGCGUCGGCGUGCUCUUGGGCUCGAUCGGCCUGACCGGCUUGGCCGGUGGACUCCUCGAGGGCACCGCCAUCACCUUCACCGCCGAAAUCAGCCAGCCCCACUUGAGGAGCGUUUUGUCGUCCACAGCCAUCGCGGCUGGCAAUUUUGGCAUGUUCCUGGAAAUCUUCCUCGGCAGGUUCGUCUCGUGGAGGAGCCUCGUCCUCGCCAACAUCGUCCUCACGCUUGCCUACGCCGUGGCGAUGUACUGGAUCCCCGAGAGCCCGCACUGGCUUGCAAGCAAAGGUCGGUACGCGGAGGCCGAAAAUGCUUUGGCCUGGUUACGGGGCUGGGCCUUACCGAGCCAAGUGGAGGAUGAAUUCAACGAGAUGCGCGGCACUUUUGACUCAACUCGAUCGGCGCCAACUACCAUCACCAACGUGGAAAGCUUCGAUGACUUUGCCGAGGAACCUGGAACAAAGAGCAUUUACCAACGUUACCUCCAGAGAUCGUUCGUAGUUCCGUUCGUUUUGGUCGGUUUUACCUUUUUUCUGGCUGCCUUCAACGGUAGCAAUUCCGUGUUGACGUAUUCGGUCAUCAUGUUUGGAAAGAUGCGGUCACCGAUUGACGAGUACAAUGCAGGAAUCAUCGCUAGUUUUUUCAACUUGAUCGGGACAACCAUGUUUGCGUUUGCCAUUAGCUGCACGGGCAAGAGAAAACUAGUGUUAUUGACAAUGUCCAUGUCAGGAUUAGCGUACAUUGUUAGUUCGGUUCUCACAUUUUUUUUUAAAAACACAGAUUCGGUGAGCGAAAUUUACAAUUGGAUUCCGACAGUAUUUGUUUUGUUGUCUACCUUCCUGUCGGCUGUUGGAGUAAACAUGAUUCCUUACAUCCUCACUGGAGAGGUUUUUUCAAUUCACAUGACCAAUUUAGGUACGGGAGCUUCCGUUGCACUUUACAACGUAUUCACAUGGCUGAACAAUAAGACGUACUUGAAUAUUGUCGAAGGUGUUGGUAUUUCGGGGACAUUUCUCUUUACGGCUUUGAUCAAUAUUUUUGGAUGCGUUGUGUUGUACGUAGUUCUUCCUGAGACAGAAGGGAAGGCACUAAAAGAAAUUCAGGAACAUUUUUCAAAGCCAGUUAAAUCAAACACAAUGAAGGUAACACAAUGA
Messenger RNA from Copidosoma floridanum, 1506 nucleotides. Its product is annotated as facilitated trehalose transporter Tret1-like. The record is from RefSeq and is a predicted model, not a curated record. Gene Ontology annotation, biological process: transmembrane transport. Gene Ontology annotation, cellular component: membrane. Lineage: Eukaryota; Metazoa; Arthropoda; Insecta; Hymenoptera; Encyrtidae. Gene Ontology annotation, molecular function: transmembrane transporter activity.